Molecule: messenger RNA, 2054 nt
Organism: Musa acuminata AAA Group (dessert banana)
Lineage: Eukaryota; Viridiplantae; Streptophyta; Magnoliopsida; Zingiberales; Musaceae
Product: NDR1/HIN1-like protein 6
Exons: 2
Coding region: 1021-1803 (260 amino acids)
Cellular component (GO): plasma membrane
Source: RefSeq, a predicted model, not a curated record
AUUCCAUCCUCCCCUAGCCGCGGAUUUGGACGUGAAACCACAUACUCCACAGCCUCGCCAUAACAACAAACACCUGGUGGUCCACCUCCUUCUACUGUACUUUGUCGUUGGUUCUCCGCGCCGCUGCCGGGGCUGGUGGAAGAGAACAAAGGAGGAGGGGGACGCCACCAUGUGGGCGAACGUGGAGCGUCUCUCGUGCUCGCUGGACACUACUCUUGACGUGAUACGUAAGACCUGCACAGGCAGAGUUACAUGUAUCUGCUACAGCUCCACCUGGUUCGACCUGAGACGGUGUGGGACAAAACGGGGAUGUUCAUCUGCCUUGCCUGCGUGCUCUUUGUCUCUGCAACAGCUGUUUGCUGACGUGUCACUCAGUUUAUCCCAGUUUACUAGAUAUCAUUAAGUCCCUAAUCUUAUUAACUAAGAGCGGACGGUGGCAGUAGUAGCACUGGAUUAACGUUUAUGGACGGGAAUUAAGGUCCUAAUGAGUCGUCGGCAUCACCGACAAGCUGCGUGGGACCCAUCCGCCAACUCCACGUCACCUCCUCCUACGUCGACCCUGGCAUUUAAGACCACACCCUCCCCAGCUUCCCCUUCUCCGCCUGAGACUGGUCCUCCGCCUCCCGCCGGGCGAUCACGCCGGAUCGCGCGAAUCUUGAGGCCCCUGCCUCGCUACGUUCGCAUGCCACGGGAGACACGCCGCGCACUCUCCUCCUCCGCCUUCGCCUCGCUUCGCUUCUCUUCCAUUGUCGCCGCUGCCCUCCGCUUUCCUUCUGUUCUGUGGGGGUUGGGGUUCCCUUUCUCAUCUCAACGCACCGUGUAAUGAGAUCUUCACCGUUGGAUUGUUCCUUCGUCCCUAAAUUUCUCCCUUUUUAUUUCUCUUUUUCUGCAUCUGAAUUAUAUAUUAUUGGAUAUGAUCUUAAAUUUUGAGGGAAAGUAAAUUCCAAGAAAUUAUGUGGAUUUAUGGAGGAAUGUGAAUGUAUUCUUUGAAUUGAGGAUCGAAAUAGAUUUUUGACGGAAAUGGCGGAAGAGAAGCCUACCUCGAAGCCGGUGCUCCAGAAGCCACCGGGGUACCGUGACCCGGCAGCGGCGGCCCCCGCCGCGCCGAGGCCGCCGCCCAGGCGGCAGCCGCUGCCCCCGGCGUUCCGCCAGCCCGGGAAGCCGCUCCCCCGCCAGCGCUACCGCCGCUCGCGGCGCUGCUCCUGCUGCCGCAUCUGCUGUUGGGCAUCCGCGGUGGCCCUCGUCGCGGCUGCGAUACUCGCCGUGGUCGCCGGACUCGCGUACCUCUGGUUCCAGCCGCGGCUGCCCUCCUUCCGCCUCGAGUCCCUCAACGCUACCCAGCUUCGCGUCGCCGUCAGGCCCGACGGGACCUUCCUCGACGCCGUCACCAAGGUCGGGAUCCUGGUGUCGAACCCCAACGGGAGGAUCGUGGUGGAGUACGGUGACGGGAAGGCGCGGAUGUCGGUGGCGGAUGACGACGGCGACGUGGCUGUUGGGGAAGCGGCGAUCGCGGGGUUCGAGCAGGCGAGGAGGAAUCGGACGGUGGUGCGGUUCGCGGCGGCGGCGAGGGGGGUGGCGGUGGACGAGGUGGCCGGGGAGAGGAUCCGGGCCGGCUUCAGGAGCAAGGAAGUGCGGUUCGUGCUGGAAGUGAGGACGAAGGUGGGGAUCCGGGUGGGCGGUAUGAGUACCGGUAAGGUGCCGAUCCGGGUGGGGUGCGGCCCGGUGAGCUUAAAGCAGGGGGUGAGCGGUGCGACGCCGCCCAAGUGCCGCUUCUACUUGCUUAGAUGGAUUAAUUUGCAUUGAGAGGGUUUUCUAGGUGUAUGUCUAAAGGAGAUGAUGACAUUUGCUGUUGCUGUAUAGCAGAUUUGUAUUUGUUUUCCCAUAUAUAAGCAUUUGGAAGGGAUCGAUCUUCGAGUUCGGCUUCGACUUGCUUCGCAUAAAGCUUGUAUUUACACAAAUGAUUAUGAAAUACUAAUUUUUUUUUGUUUACUUGUAUGGGACAUUUGGGACUUUUUUUUUUAUAUAUAGUGUUAAUGAAUUUGUGUUCCUAAUAA